AUGAACUCAUCUGACCGUGAUCAGCACGAAAAUGGAGCUAUUGAUGAGUACGCUACUCAUGGAGAAGUUGCGGGACCAAGCGGGCCUCGUGAGUUCCACAUGCUGCUAGCAGUGGAUACUUCUCCAACGGAGUACAUAGAUACCGCCGAAUCGGUUCGGGUGAUUGAGGGCUCGGGUUUCGAGCUGACAAUGGAAAGAGGGCGGGAGCCUUCUACAUCGAGAAGUCCAGUUCCGGACGGCAUCAUGAGGGAAGCACUGCUCCCAUUUUUGACGAUGGAUGAGGUUGAACUCAGCCAUCAACUUCGACACUUCAUAGAAACUGAUGUGUCUGGAGUUAGAAGACUUGAUGUAAGCCAAGCCGACAGGCUUACAUCGGUCAGGGAUGCCGAGAUCCCAAAUUUCGAGGAUCUGAUUCUCGAAGCCAUUUUAUCGUCAGAGAGUAAAAUGGCUUCAGAAUCAGAUAUCUUCGAGAUAAUCAUUUCCCGGUAUCAGUUUUCGAUACCGGUAAAAGCGGCUUAUUUCCACUUCUGCGCCGCUAUCACCGAUAUGAUGGACGGUGAAAAAAUCCGUCAAAGCCAAGAAGUUGGUUUUGACGGAUUGUACCUCCUCGUGCAAAAAAGGGAAGGUUCGGAUUCGGGGCGUUCACUUGUCCCGAAGAAUGGUUCUUCCACUGAACCGUCCGAACACUAUCUGAGGAUGGUUCGGAAAACCAUCCAGAUCUUGGACGAAGGUAAUGGUGCUUCAAGAGAAGUCAUGAUGGACUUUGUCUUGAAUCACUAUGACUUCGAGGACGAGUCCCAGAUACCAGAACAGUUUAACCUGAGUCUGGGGCAUUUGAUCAGCCAAAAUCUAAUCGAGAGUAUUUGCGGUGGCAAAUACACGUAUGCCGAAGAAGAAUACGAAGCGAAAAGGGAGUAUUUGACGGAUUCAGAUUCUUUUUCGUCUCAUUCAUGUCAAAAUCAUGCGAUGGAUUCGUUUGAUGUGAAUAAUUCACAUACCAUCCAGAAAAACUGUAUUGCUGGCAAGGGUCAUUCUCCUGAAUACAUUCACCAUUUGGGACAUGUUGAUAUCAGAACUUCUGAAACAACAGAUUUCUGCUGUUCACAUAUGGGCAAUGAUUCAGGGUGCCUUGAGAGAAUGUUCACUUUCCAAAACACCGCCUUCCAGUCAUCUCAAGACAUACAGCUAAUGGAUAUAUCUUCAUCCAAUAUCACAGAACUUUCAGUCAUUCAGAACCAAAUACUGCCUUUGCCCAAUGGCUAUAAUUCAUUUGACCCCAUUACAUCGGAUGUUUCCAAGUUUUCAACCGUUUUAACUGCAAAUGUUUUUUAUUCAAAACCAGAAGACAUACAGGAUGUUUCUAUCCUUGAGAAUGUUUAUAUAUCUCAAGCGAUAGAUUAUCAGUCUAAUCGGUUAUGUGAAGCAAAUACGAUCAUCUCUCAUGAUGGAACUGUAAUAGCCACUCUCCAACCAAUGGUAUCUCAUGGAUUGAACUAUGAUGAAGUUACGACAACAGUAGCAGAUGACUCUUUUUCUCAUGCGAUGAGUCCUGCGCUCACUGAAUCACCGUUGAAAGAGGGUGUGAUCAGUUCACGACGAGAAAUAGAUCCUCGCAUAAAAAUAUUAUUAACUAUGGAUACUGAAGAUUUGGACAAAGCCCUACUCGAGAUACCAGAAAUAGACGUUACAGGGUUUAGACGACUGAAUGUGUCAAGUUUCGAUAAGCUAAUGAAAGUGAAACGUGCUAGCGAACCGAACUUUGAUCCAUUGAUCGUUGAAGCCAUUGUCAGAAGUCCAAGAAAGAAGGCAUCUAAAGCAUCUAUAUUCGAAUACAUAAUUGGUAACUAUGAAUUGAAUAUUAAUAUGAGAAAGGCUCAUAAUAUGUUCUGUGAUUCUAUGCUCAGUUUAUUGGACAGAAAAAUAGUUUAUCGGAAACGUGGUACAGGGCUUCGAGGCUUAUUCCUAGUUACAAAAGAUCAUCUGGAAACUUUGAAAAAAGUAGAAGAGAAACGAGAAUCUUCCAUAGAUUUUUAUACAUCGGAUUUGGAAGAGUAUGAAAUGAUCUAG
Molecule: messenger RNA, 2067 nt
Organism: Auanema sp. JU1783
Lineage: Eukaryota; Metazoa; Nematoda; Chromadorea; Rhabditida; Rhabditidae
Source: the annotation of a GenBank genome assembly